Molecule: messenger RNA, 840 nt
Organism: Achroia grisella
Lineage: Eukaryota; Metazoa; Arthropoda; Insecta; Lepidoptera; Pyralidae
Exons: 1
Coding region: 1-840 (279 amino acids)
Source: RefSeq, a predicted model, not a curated record
AUGGCUCGUCCUAUGCCAUUAACAGGAACAAACAUGCCUAGUACACCGGGCAUGUCUGCCACUAGCUGUAUAGAGAUCGCUGCAAUAACCGUCACAGAGCGGUUACCUGAGUUCUGGACAGACUCGCCACGUUUGUGGUUUGCACAAUUUGAGGCAAUAAUCGCACCUCAAAAACAAGGCGACGAAUAUAAAUAUAAUACAGUAAUAUCCAAACUGCCAAAAGAGGUCGUCCACCAAGUCAGCGAUAUACUUACAAAUCCACCACCAGAGAAUAAAUACUCAGUCAUUAAAGACAGAUUGAUCGACUGUUAUGAGGAGAGCGAGCAAAGACGUUUCCACAAACUGCUCGCAGAAAUGAACCUGGGAGAUCAAAAACCGUCCCAGUUAUUGAGGAAAAUGAGAGAAGCUGGUUGCGGGAAAAUUAAUGAGGAUACCAUCCGACUGUUAUGGAUGAGGCAGCUUCCUCCAUCAGUCACAACCGUUUUAGCGGUUACUGAGCAAUUGACGCUGGACAAAUUAAGCGAAAUGGCCGAUCGCAUACAUGAAAAUAUGCGAUUUAAUACAACAAUGCAAUCAACAGGCACCGCUGACGUAAAUACGGUCACACACCUGUCUUCACAACUCGCGACGCUGCAAUUAGAAGUUGCUGCACUACGCGAAAAUCGAUCGCGACACAUAAACCGACGCAGCAAUUUCCGAUCUAGAUCAAAUUCACGCCGUCAGUCAGCGCAUAGACAGAGUAAUAAUUAUUGCUAUUAUCAUCGUAGAUUUAAAGAAAAGGCAUAUAAAUGUGACCUGCCGUGCUCCUGGAACCAUAAAAGACAGCCGUCGGAAAACUAG